This is a messenger RNA of Vitrella brassicaformis, 1010 nucleotides long. Lineage: Eukaryota; Vitrellaceae. The record is from the annotation of a GenBank genome assembly.
UCACCUUCCCGCCCUGAAGGACGCGAGCAGCUUCUGUGGUAGUCCCUUUCUCUCCUUGGGCGUGUGCACCAACUCCCCGUCCUUGACCUGCGUCGUACAGCAAAAGGCACCAAUACAUGGCAUGUGAAAGCACGUGUAAGUCCCGUCAGUGUGGAGAUGGUUGUGCGGCACUGACCAUUUGUUGUUUUGCGUGGUCCAUGACCUCUGCCCGAGGUUGCGACACCUGCAGAUGCGAGCCGACGACACUCCGUGCCUCCUGGAGGUACUUGGGGUGGUAGACCAAAAGCUCAGACUCGGGUUCUGUACAUACGAGCGCAGAUGUCCACAGAGACACACAGCCACCAGAUGUGAGCCCACAGAAGAGACAUUACAGAUGUGUGUUAUCCCCUUCUUACCGAAUUCAUAUCUGAGUCUAAUAGCGCUGGUGAUUGUGGGCAUAUAUACACAUUGCUUCUUCUUGCUGAACUCCUUCUUGGCCGUCUCGGCAGAUCUCACACGCGACACCAGGCUGUCGGACCGGGCUCGAAUCUUGGCCAUGAUGUUGUAGAUGUUCUCCCAUUGGACUGGAUGGAGUGUGCCGAUGACUCUCGGGAUACUCACAUAGAAGCUCCUGGAUACAACAGACGGGUACCAUGCUGCAAGUGUUUCGACAUGACAAAUCAGUACUCUUCCGUUUUUCUUUGGAUGCCACAGAUCCCGGUGAAUUCGUAGCGGGUGGUGGAGCGGGUGGUGGAGGAAGACACACACACACGGGGGGUUGCUGGCCGGUCCCGCUCGACAUAGUUUCACAUCGGGUGCCUGACCAGGCACUAAAGAAGCGUUCACGCGACAACAUCAUGGCACUCGUGGUCGUCUUUUAGUGCACAUGCAAACAAACAACAGAAACAGACAGACAGACAGACAGACAGACAGACAGUGAGCGGCCGGCCUUUUUUGCAAUCUUGACAGUCAGCUGACAAAUGCGAGCACUCGUGGUCGAGAGAGACACAAUCACGCAGAGACCUUCUUAG